Molecule: messenger RNA, 312 nt
Organism: Nipponia nippon (crested ibis)
Lineage: Eukaryota; Metazoa; Chordata; Aves; Pelecaniformes; Threskiornithidae
Source: RefSeq, a predicted model, not a curated record
AUGGGUGAGGAUGUGGUGUUGCCCUGUCGCUUCUCCCCAGAGCGGAGCACGCAGGACACAGAGGUGAUCUGGUUUCGGGAACGCGUCUCGCCCUUUGUGCAUCGCUACAAGGAGGGCCAGGACCAGUAUGGGGAGCAGAUGCUUCAAUACCAAGGGCGCACCGAGCUGCUGAAGGAUGGCCUCACCAAGGGCAGCGUGGAAUUGAAAAUUUUCCAUGUCCAACUGUCUGACAGAGGGAAUUACACCUGCUUUGUUCGCUGUGACUUGGAUUACGACGAGGCUGUGGUGGAGCUGAAGGUGACAGGUCUGUAG